UCCUCCGAGGUCUCCGUACCCCUUCAGCCGACCCUUCCGCCUCACUGGGCUCCCUCUUCACCUGCGAACCCUUUGCCUCGGACACCCCAGGUCUACCUGUCAGAUCCUCACUCCCUCCCUCACUUGGGGCUUGCGGUGGUGGUACGGCCUGGGGGAAGUAUCUGAGGGUGAGAACCUCUUAGUGGAUGCUGCGAAAUACCACGAGGGAGGGGAGUUGACCGCUGAAGAUACCUCGGUGAGAGGUUGGGGCGACUGGCCCCUACAGCCGUGGAAGACGUAGGCAGUGUGUGUGUGGAUUAUAUUGCGCUGAAGAGGCGCACUGUCAGUUUGCUAUCAUGGUGAAGACCGAGGGAAGAGGAAGGCUGGAGCUUGCCGCGGUUACCAGGGGGAUGGUGCGGCCUGGGCCGGGCCUCCAGGCAUUUAGCGACGUUUCCCAGCUGGAGCCGAGUGGGUGGUUGCUCUCCUUGGGUCGGGAAUGUGGCCGGGCCCGGACCGAGGCAGCAUAAAUGGGAGAAUUGUUCGGCAAGAAGAAGCGGUCCCAAGUGACCGAGCAAGAUAAGGCCAUGCUGCAAUUAAAACAACGAUGUGACAAACUGAAGCAGUACCAGAAGAGGAUUGGUAUUCAGCUAGAAAAGGAACGGCAGCUUGCUCGGCAGUUGUUGCACAAUGGAAAGAAGGAAAAAGCCAAGCUCCUGCUCAAGAAAAAACGAUACCAGGAGCAACUUCUUGAUAAAACUGAAGUUCAGAUUAGUAAUCUUGAACACAUGGUUCAAGACAUUGAAUUUACUCAAAUAGAAAUGAAAAUUAAAGAAGGUCUGAAAAUCGGAAAUGUUUGCCUAAAGAAAAUGCAUGAGGUGGAAAGAAGGGUGGUCCUCAGGGAAAGAAAAUAAAAUUUGAUUAGAGGCUGAUAGAACUGUUGUAUCAUAUUCAGACAGAGCCUCUGAUUGCCUCAAUUGGACAUUCCAGAGUUCUGCAGGUUGGAGUGUGAUGGAAGCUCCAGGUUUCUGAAUGGACUGGCGCUGAAGUGGGCGGUGGUUGGCAAGUUGAGCGAUUACCUGUAUGGUAGCCUUUGUCAGCUGAAGCUUGUCGCCAUCUGAGAGAAACUAUCUCACUCACAAGUUGGAGUUCCUGGCGUUGGCCGAGAAGGCGAAACACCCGUCCGUGCCUCUGUUAUUGAAGGAGUGGCCUCGGUUAAAGUUAAAGAACCAAAUCUUGUACCGGGUCACGGCACCUCAGGACCAACCCCACAGUUGGCAACUGGUCCUGCCGGAGAAGUAUCGGCAGACUGUACUCCAGGCCUUACAUGAUGAUUCCGGACACUUGGGGGUGGAAAAGAUUUAUGUAUUACUUAAAGACCGGUUCUACUGUCCCUGGAUGAGGGGGGAGGUUGAAGAAUACUGUAGGGGAUG
Messenger RNA from Hypanus sabinus (Atlantic stingray), 1409 nucleotides. RefSeq names its product charged multivesicular body protein 6-A-like. NCBI's taxonomy places the organism in Eukaryota, Metazoa, Chordata, Chondrichthyes, Myliobatiformes, Dasyatidae. Bases 507 to 890 code for a protein of 127 amino acids. The transcript has a single exon. The record is from RefSeq and is a predicted model, not a curated record. Gene Ontology annotation, biological process: vesicle budding from membrane; late endosome to vacuole transport via multivesicular body sorting pathway. Gene Ontology annotation, cellular component: ESCRT III complex; multivesicular body.